Klebsormidium nitens is the source of this 1213-nucleotide messenger RNA. The record is from the annotation of a GenBank genome assembly. NCBI's taxonomy places the organism in Eukaryota, Viridiplantae, Streptophyta, Klebsormidiophyceae, Klebsormidiales, Klebsormidiaceae.
ACUAUAUGUUGGCUAAAAAGACGGUAUAUCUGCGUCGCUUAUAUCAACCACUAGCGCCAUACAAGGUUCAGUAUAAAGUUUGGAUUUAGGUAAUCCAUCAACUGAUGUCAUGACUGGGUGAUUCAACAACUUCAACUUCAAGGAGAGAGGUGGGUGCAGGUACAACUUCAAGUUUCAAGCGUUCUGUCAGACGCAACUGGGGCGCAAAUUGGAGGGUGCUGUUGAUUCGGCCGCAAGAAGGAAAGACAGCAUAUUGUUGGAGUGUUCACCGAAGCGAAGGCAGCCCUCAAGGCUGACAAAGAUGCUUCGAGCUGGCCUGCCCCUGGUGCGGCAGCUCCGCGGCUUGCCAGAGCCAACGCUGGCUGGCGCUGCCGCAGGAUUGAGGUCUUUCCAGACAGGAUCUUCUGAUCUGCAAGCAGCAAAGCCACCGGUUGCAAGCAGCGCCGAUCCUCGUGAGAAGGACUGGAGCUCAGUCAUUGAUUCGAAUGCCAACACCUUGUUUCUGUCGGAGAUGGCACGGGGGAUGAACCUGGCCCUCAAGUACUUCUUUGAUAAGAAGGUCACGAUUAACUAUCCUUUUGAGAAGGGUCCGCUGAGUCCCCGCUUCCGUGGAGAGCACGCCCUGCGUCGUUACCCCACUGGGGAGGAGCGGUGCAUCGCCUGCAAGCUGUGCGAGGCCGUGUGCCCAGCCCAGGCCAUCACAAUCGAGGCAGAGGAGCGGGAGGAUGGCAGCAGGAGAACGACACGGUACGACAUUGACAUGACCAAGUGCAUCUACUGCGGGUUCUGCCAGGAGGCCUGCCCAGUCGACGCGAUUGUAGAGGGUCCCAACUUCGAGUUUGCGACAGAGACGCACGAGGAGCUCCUGUACGACAAGGAGAAGCUUCUCGAGAACGGGGACAGGUGGGAGACUGAGAUUGCUGCCAACCUGAGGUCAGAGAGUUUGUACCGUUAAGGACCAGCUUUCGAUUCGGGUUUGUCAUUUUCAUGGCCCAUCUGGCUAAGGUAGGUAUAUAGGUGCCUCGCUCGAAGUCGCCCAACGUAUGUAUCCAGCGACAUGUCCAGAGAUUACAAAGCCCGCAAACAUUACCAGACUUUCACGAUGUCAGAUGGAUCUGCAAGGCUCAGGGGCUCAUUCCCUGUGGAGUUGGGUAUUCGGCAAGUCGAUGAUCAAGUCAUGUUUUUAACGCAACCUUCUUAACAUUGAUUGGGG